This is a messenger RNA of Pseudomassariella vexata, 4380 nucleotides long. Its product is annotated as ankyrin repeat-containing domain protein. The transcript has 11 exons. The record is from RefSeq and is a predicted model, not a curated record. Bases 1 to 4380 code for a protein of 1459 amino acids. Gene Ontology annotation, molecular function: protein binding. NCBI's taxonomy places the organism in Eukaryota, Fungi, Ascomycota, Sordariomycetes, Amphisphaeriales, Pseudomassariaceae.
AUGGCUGUCAUCCUCCCAUGGAGUUCGCUGGUUAACUCACGCGCUCAUUUUGAUCACCGGAUUUGCUUCUCAAUCCUUGGCCCGAGUACGUCUGACCCGAGCAGGCCAAGGCAUAGGCUUGAAGAUAUCAAGCAAGACACCAAAGAACUCUAUGUGCCAACCUCCGCGGCCAAAGUGGACAUCGUGUUCGUGCCCGGGCUUGCGACCGACCCAGAGAUUAGUUGGAAAUCCAACAAGGGAGACUUCAACUGGAUCUCGCACCAGGACGGGAUCGUCAGAGACUUCACCAAAGCAAGAGCGCUGCUUUACCAGUACGAGUCGUCAUGGAAGGGCCCACUCCAAGUCAAACAAUUCAUGCACAAUAUUGCCUCCACCUUGCUCACGUGCCUGAAUACCCUGAGGGAGGGAUGCGAACGAAGGCCAAUCGUCUUCGUUGCCCACAGCAUGGGUGGUCUAGUUGUCGCUAAAGCCGUGACACUCACAGACUCGCGACAAGAUCGGUGCGGUACCAUGUUUGAGUCAAUAGCGGGGUGCAUCUUCUUCGGUACGCCGUUCCAUGGAGCACAUGCCGCGGCAGCAGCACACAUGCUCUCCACCAUCGGAGCGAGAUUCGAUUUGGCCAUACCUUCGAAGCUGCUCGACAUGAUGAAGCCCGGCGACGAAAGCCUGACGGAGCUGCGGAAUGAAUUCGCAAGACUCGCCGGGAAACUGAGUCAGAAGAUACAGCUCUUUUAUUUCUGGGAAGAACAACCUACCGACUUCGCUAAGCAGGCUAAGCUCCCGAGUUUCUUUUCAUUGGCGGUCCCAAAGACCGUUUCCGAGCUCGUCAGUCGCGAAUCGGCGACGCUCGAAGAUGUCGAUGGAAUGGGCCUUGCCUGCACCCAUCAGGAGUCGGUCGAGUUCGAUAGUGCCAGGGACGGUCGGUAUCAGCUCGUUCCGGAUCCCUUGAAGAAAAUCAUCCACGGCGCGUCUUUGGUUGUGAAGAACAGAUUUAAUUCCACCCGUAAUAUCAGUAGAGAGACCAUCAAGGAUGUCUUGACGACCCUGGACGCAGCUCAGGUGCAUAAAAAACUCAAGGCUCUUCGCGAAGAGUACACCCGGUCGUUCUGGUUGGCCCAAGCACAAGAGUACAAGGAGUGGCUCGCCGAAGACCUUGCCGUUGACUGUUUGUGGAUUCGGGGCCCAGAAGGCAGAGGUAAAACUAGUCGCGAGCAGCAACAAUCCACGGGCCAAGAACCUGUCUUGUUGGCAUAUUUCUUCUGUACGCCAACCGGAGACAGUUCCACAGCAGAGGAUCUUCUCAAGUCUUUACUGAGUCAAUUGGUCGACAAGCAAGAGAUUCUGGUUUCGUAUGCAAAAGGUUUCGUCAAGGAAGAAGCCAAAAGCUCCAGACCUGCACCCAAGAUGACAGUCGACAAUAUGUGGCAAUCUCUUCAGGAGAUGCUGUGGGACGAAUUCAUUGGUCGUCCGGUCUACUUCAUUAUCAACAAUCUACAUGCCCUUGCAGAAGAUUCGGAUUCAACCAAAAAGCUGAUGAAACUCAUCAACACGGAACUGGCGAGCAUGAAAACCGUGGACCAGAAGCGGGCGCCUGUCAGAUGGCUAUUCACGAGCCGAGAACUUCACAGUGUCGAAAACGCGUUGAAGGUGGAUGGUGUACGCCUGAUCGAUCUCGAAGAUCCCAAAUAUGGCAACCAGGUUCAACGCGAACUACUGAAAUACGCUUAUACGACUGUCAAGAAUCUGCGGGAAGAGAAGAAGUACACCAAGGCCGUCUCAUACUUCGCCCACAGUCUGAUCGACAAACGGGCGCAGAACACCCAGUGGGCUGACAUUGCUUGUGUAAGGCGAAUCUUGGAGGCUAUGCCGCAGGAGUUGAACCUCCUUUUGGAGAGGGCCUGGAAAAAAGUGUUUGCAUCGAAUUACCAGAAUAUGGACAGGAUCAAGGAAAUGUUGAGAGCUCUUGUCCUAACCAGCGAGGACCCGACAGAACCUGAGCUUGGCAGAAGCGAGCUACGUCAGCUGGUGGAGAAAUGCAAACCUCUUCUCACGAUGAGGCGCUUCGAUCGAACAGGCUUUUUCAAGAUUUCGUUCAUCAACGUUGUCCAUGGUGUAUUGGCAUUCCGUUCGUUCUCGCACUUGAUCGAGCGGCUGAAUUUUCCCGAGUCCGAGAACAAAACUUUAGAUGCUUCAGCGCCAGGUGAUGACGAACGAGAUAUUCCGAGCCCUCAAGGUGUCCCUGAAGAUGCGGUCCACGGUUCAAAUACGGUCCCUGGCCACGUUAAUGAUGCGAGCGACAGUCCAAGUCCUGUUUCCGACCAUGUCGAGAAUCUACACGAGGAUCUAAACGCUAGCGAAGCUGAUGAGGGUGACAAUGACUCGUACUCGAACGGUUACAGCUCCGACGCCAGUGGGGACGAAAGCCCGCCAGACCCAGAGCUUGAAACCAUUCUGGGUGUCGUUCUGGGCUACAUGGUAAAGCACUGGCUCGAUCAUGCCAGCCAUGCCACUGCAGAGAUUGCUUCCGACUUGGUCGAAGAAGGGGACUUCUGGAAACAGGGCUCACCGAUCCAUCGUCGAUGGCUCAAGGCUUACGAGCACUUUGCCAGCUGGUUCAACGCCUUUGACUAUGAAUCUAACAUUUUGGAACUCUCCGCCUUGCACGUCGCUGCUUCGAUUGGGUUUCCGCGCCUAGUUGCUGAAUUGAUCAAAGGUGGGCACCAGAAUGAACUCCAUCUGCGCGACAAGCUAAGCAAUACACCUUUACACUUUGCGGCUUACUUUGGACGAGAUGACAUCGUCGAGGAGCUUCUUAACUGCGGUGCCCCCAUCGACGACGGCGUAGAGAUAGGAACACAGACCCCAUUGCACAUGGUGGCUUUCCAGGGUAAUGUCAAAACGAUGAGAAAGCUUAUCGACCAUAAAGCGGACAUAAAUGCAACCACAAAGAAAGACGACAUUGGGCCCGUCGUGAAUGCCGCCAUCUGUUCAAGUAACCACGAAGCCGUGAAGAUUCUGGCGGCGCAAUUUGCCGAUAUGAAAAUAUUCAAAUAUCUAGUUGAGGCAUGUGCGGACAAAUUGAGACCCGAAGAAUACAGCACGGCACUCAUCGCCGCGGCCAACUCCGGUGGGGUGGAGGUGUUCAAGGAGCUACUAUCAUACGAGCAUCCGCAAGAAUGCUUUCAAAAGGUGCUUGAGGCAGCAACAGAAGAAGAAAACUGGGGUGUCGUCAACAUUCUCCUCGACAAAUGCGCAGGAUUGGAUUGUGAUAAACUCUUCAUUGCUGCCGUCGAUGUCAAUGAAAAUCAAGACAAGGUGUUACAGGCAGUCUGGCAAUAUACGAAUGGCUCUGUCUCCGGGGCAAAAGAGUCCACGGUCAAAUUGCUGUUAGACGAGUUCGAGGCUGAUCCCAACGCAACGGGUGAAAUGUAUGGUAAUGCUUUGACAGCUGCAGCGCAUGAUGGGACCAUCCGAAUUGUCAGGAUGCUUCUCGAGAAAGAGGCGGACGUCAACUCUGAACAUGGCUGGGCAUUGCAAACAGCUGCCGCAGAAGGGCACCUUGAAGUCGUGGAGGAACUUCUUGCACAGGGUGCCUACGUAGACGCCUGUACGCGAAGCCAGUAUUUCCCUCCGGGAACCGCUUUGCAAGCAGCAUGUGAAUCUUGCAAGCCCGACAUUGCUGAUAUCCUACUCGAGAAAAAUGCCAACCCCAACCUGAGGCCUCGACCCGACACAUGUCCCCUCAUUGCCGCAGCGAGCAGGGGAGAGGCCAGAAUGGUGAAACUGCUGGUCGAGGCUGGGGCAGAGGUGAACGUGUUUGGUGGGCCUAACAAUGCAACACCACUGCUCUAUGCAGCCAUUUGUCUGCCCGUAGAGUCCUUGAGACUUCUCCUCUUGGCUAAUGCAGACAUCAAUCUGGCCGAUGGUAAUGGCGACACUGCGCUCAUUGUCGCGGCACAGAGAGGCGAUCAACAGUGCGUUCGAUUCUUGACAGAGGAGGGUGCUGAUGUUAUGCAUUCAAACAAGAGUGGCGAGAAUGCUCUCCAUGCGAUGAAGGUAGCCAUAGAAUCGGAGAAUGAAGCGGUUGCGGGUGUGUUUCGCAACAUUAUUAACAACCAGCAAGGAACGAAGCAUUCCAAAUUGAAUGAUGAAAACAGCGGCGAAGAUGAAGGUAGGAACUUUUCAGAGGACGAGUGCGAGGGAGAGAGGCCUGAAGACGAGGGAUCUCGACAUGGUUCUGUUAGUGAGAUGGGGGCCGGUGGCGGAGACAACGAGGACAAUGGAGACGGUAGUCAUCAAGAAGAUGAUGAUAAUGAUCGAUUUGAGGUCAGAAAGGCUCUUGAUCGGGGGUUCGGGCGUGUCCAGAGGUUAUUCAACUAG